Molecule: messenger RNA, 14023 nt
Organism: Chroicocephalus ridibundus (black-headed gull)
Lineage: Eukaryota; Metazoa; Chordata; Aves; Charadriiformes; Laridae
Product: very long chain fatty acid elongase 4-like
Exons: 8
Coding region: 5605-6417 (270 amino acids)
Biological process (GO): fatty acid elongation, monounsaturated fatty acid; sphingolipid biosynthetic process; fatty acid elongation, saturated fatty acid
Cellular component (GO): endoplasmic reticulum membrane
Molecular function (GO): fatty acid elongase activity
Source: RefSeq, a predicted model, not a curated record
GUAUGCAGAAUAAUGAAACUGAAAAAUCUAUGCUGGUAGAAUUAAAAUUCUGGGGUUUAAGACCAUAAUUUACGCAAGAGCUGCUGUAAUCUUCCAGUCCUCUGCAUAGAGACAGGCUGCUCAGUACCUCUGCCAAAACCUUUCUUCCUGUAAUCUGUGCUAAACCUUCCAAGGUCUGUGCAAUUGGUUGCAUGGUGUGUAAGUGAGGCAAUCAAGAAACAGAAUCCCUGUGCCAGAAGGAGCUUCUUCCUUCAACUGCUUCACUGUGCAUCUUAAGGGCUUCUGUUUGCUCUAAACAUAUAUGGGUUUGGAUUUUUCAUGCACAAGACCUUUGUGGACUGGACCCAAAUAUACUGAAAAGUUUGGUUAGGUUUUCAGAGUGGUUUAAUGAUGGUUGAUUGUCACCUAAAAUCACUGUAUUUCUCCAGAAACAUAUAUGAGCUGGUAAUUGCAUAUUAGCAAAACAAACUGAGUCAUUCAAUUAUUAUUCUGUAGGAAAUUCUAUUGCUGUAAAACCACCUAUUAUUAUGUUACCCAUUGUUGAGAGAAUACUCAUAAAAACAGCUGUUAUUUAUUUCUGUUGUUAGCAAUUGAAAGUUGAUGUGAUUGUUAAAGAGCGUGAAGUAAGGGAGAUUACAUGAACCCUCCUCAACAAAUAAGCUCAUGAAGAUGCCAUUUCAGGAGUUCAGAGCUUUCUUUGGAGGAUGGUCUUGCCAAGGAUUAAGGUAGUGCUUCAUCUGCUGGUAGUGUUGACAAUCUAAUCCUGUCCUUGAACUUCUUAUUACUUAGGUACACCCACCCUAGGAGGUAUGUUAUUCCAUAACUACCUGUAGACCUUGCUUAGCAAGAGUGCAGCUGUAGAUAUGAGCUGAAUGAGAGAUUUGGGUUCCUUCCUGUGCUGUGGCAUCUGCAGCUCUGACAUUUACAUCUUUUUGAAGCAUUUUUCCAGCUCCAGGACCCUCCAUGCUAGAUGAAGCUGGUCAUGAAAGUGCCACCAGAGAUGUAUGCUGCAAACUAGUGGCGUACAUCUUCCUUUGGACUUCAUUCCUGAUCAGGUGGCAUCAGUUUCAUACAUAAGUUACAAGUAAUUUUAAAUAUCUGCAUAUAAAACACUGAUAUGAAUAUCUGCAUGCAUAAAACACUUGAGAGAUUUGGCUCAGUUUAAUUGCAUAUGAGAUGAAUUUGAUGCCAUUCGAGUUUUCCAAGGGCCAGGUAUAUGCAAAUUUUAGAAGGUAUCUGGCCACCUCAGAUCUUUAAAUGUGUGCUGGUAGCUAAGGUUGUGGUGCCUUAACUGGUUAGAUAUUCUUAGACCCAACUUAAAAUUCCUGCUGCUAUUAUUUGGUGUUUUGUUGAUUUCAGCAGGCUGGCGAUAUCACUUGAAGGUGUGUUCUGCUACAGAAGAGAUCUUGUCUGUCACUGGUUUCACUAUCACCCCAUGCAUCCCUGCAGUUUAGAAGCUCAUAUAGAAAGUCAGUUUGCUUGAUUGGUAAACUUAGUCAUUUUUUUUCAGGCAGAUUUCUUGUUGCUUAUUGGUGUUGUAUGAGCGUGGCUUAUACCUUUGUAACAUUGUGGAAAUGAACAGAAAUGGGAUAUCGGAUCUAAGACUUUCCUGCCCUAUAGGACUUGGCCUGGAUUCGGCGGAUAACUGAAGUAAUAACAUAUCAAUGGUUCAAAGAUCAGAUAAGUUAAAAAUAGGUCUUAAAUUUGGUGAAACAGUUUGAUUAAUAGCAAGAAGCAGUUCUCAUUUUUCAAGCAAUUUUAUCUAUAUUAAAAGAAACUUUUUAGGUGGGUAAGUAAUUUUGAUCAAAGAGAGCUAAAUUGCUAUUGCUCACAGCUACAAAGAGCAUUGCUACAAGAGAUGAGGUUAGAACCCAGUAGGUUUUGGACUUCGACAAAGUACACCUCCUUCAUAUGAAGUGCCGGUAGGAAAAGCAAAGCACCCAGGCCUAUCAGAUCUGAUAAGCCUCUGCUGUGGUGUUGAGAGCAUAUCCAUGACGUAGCCUGGAUAUCCAGAUAAAACUGGCCCACUGCUCCUUGUUUUUUUCAAGUGCUGAAACAGGUCUGUUUUGUUAAUUUGUGCUUUUAGUACAGUUUUCUUCGGAAGGAACAGCAAUCAGAGGACCAAAUCACAAAACCUGCAUCGUCUAGAAGCUCUCAAAAUUGUUUACUGUUGGUAUUUGUUAUUGGUAAUGAUUUUGUGGCAAACACCCAUGUUACAUGCAGGAGAUGCCCAGCUUUUAAAAUAGUUAGAAUAUGCAAUCUUUUAAAUCUCUGAUUGACUUAUUUGAGCUGUCACAUAUUGUACAUAACUGAGUUGCUUAUUACUGUGGCAUCCAUGUUCCUGCAAUACCCUUUUUUUUUUGACAAAUCACUGAACGAAAAACCCAAUUCACUUUGGCAUUCAGAGCUCCCCUGAUACUAUUUCAGUGAAGGAGCAAUGUUUUUUCUAUUGAGUUUUGGCUGAAACUGAAGGCCCCAAUGGCUUUUGUGUGUGGUCCCCACAGAGCUGCCCUCACAGUUGUACUCACAUCCAUCAAAGGACGCCCAUUCUCGGAGUGUAAAAGUACCAUGUUACUGAUGUCAUAUCUCCAUCUGCCAGCCAUGCUAGUGAACACCUGCAACAGUACCACUGGGAAUACUUCAGGAACAGGGCAGGUUUUAAAAAAUGAAAUACGGUUCAUGUUUGGUUUUUUUUUAUCAUUUCAGUUCACAUGAACAAAUAAAAUACUUUGCCUCAAAUGCAAUGUGUUUGUGAAAAUUCACUUCAGCCAAAUGUUUUUCACCAGGGUAAAAAAGUUUGAUGGAAAAGUUUGUGUCUGUAAUUCCGAGUCUUAUACAUCAAUUUAAAUAGUUCAACAAACAUUACUUAAAGUUACCAGACAGGAGUAAUAAAAUACAGUCCCAUCUACAGAUAAUAGACAGGUAGAAAGGGCUGGUCUGAUUUAUUACCUCCAUUGAUUCACACAGAUAAAUAAUCAAAUCUUUUUAAGGAUUUGGGCACCAAAACUUUAGAAAUUAAACCUGUUGGUUAAUGAGCAAGUACAAACUUCAAGAAAGGGCCUUCAUAGGAAGCUCUGCAAAAAAUGGUAUGUUCACUAUCAUUGUGUCCCUGAACCUGAAUCGACAAUCUGGAUCAACAGAAAAAAAAAAUCCAAUAUGUCACCAAAGGUCAGUCAAACCUUAUCCUAAACUGGGUUGCCCUUCUGAGGCCCCCACCCCUACAACGCAAAGCCUACACCCUAAAUAACCUUUUCCAAAAGUAUCUGUUUAAUUUCUUUCAUAGUUGCCACAAGCCAUGGAAACACAGUAGUUGUCCAUCAGCAUCAACAAGUGAUGUGUUUCAACGAAAAACUACCACCACGUGGCAUGUCUAAUUAUCCUGCUUUCAAAAGCUGAUCUUUGGCAUUUUGCCCUUCAACAGUAUUUGUGAUGUAUCUAGUGACAGACACAAUGCAGUGGUACAUGGCAUGAUGCUACCCUCUUUUUUUCAGAGUUCUGCUAGUAAAAUGUGCCCACUGGGAAAAUAAGAGGGCGUAUCUACACUGCAGGUGCAGGUGCACUUCAGGUGACCAAGCAGAACCCCAUCAUGUGGCUUUGCAUUAUUUCCUGGUGGGAUGGGGCCCAGGUGCUGGUUCUGCGUUGGUACCUCCACGUGGGACUGACUCACACGCACUGCAAUUACUGACUUGAGCCACUGCCGACUAAGGCUUUCUGUGUUUUUCCUUGAUAUGGUUGCUGGAGAUCACGAAGUGGGAGACUUGGUAUCACUGUCAAACUCCUCACAAUUUUUUCAUAUAUCUUUAAAAACAGUAAACGUGACUCCCCUAGGGACAGAGGCUGGAUACGAAGGGGUGACUCCAGCUGACUGUGCUCUGCCCUCCCAGAGUGAGUGAGUGGAUGGGUGUUCCCACCAUUCUCUGCUCCCUCAUUUUAUGGUUUGGACUUACUUUGAAUGCACAAAAGGCUCAUUGACAGCCCCUUGUGAUGGGCUGAAGGAGUGCUCCGAACAGACUGUUUUCCAGGGUCUUGUCCAGGCAUGAUUCCUCAUCUUUUACUAUUUGAAACGCUGUCAUGGCAUGUCCUGAAGAAAACUGCAGAAGAAAUGCUGGCCUGGCUCCCACUUGGCCAGGCUCCCAAGCGUGACACUAAAGGUCAGUGGUUCACUCCUGGGGAAUCCCAGUCCUCUUCCGCAUUCGUUUUCCUCCUCUUUCCGGUCCCCUAAUCUGAUAAAUCAUGUGGGGAGAGGCAAGAGAGGGAGGGGGAGGAGUAUGUGAUGUAACCUCCACUCCGGCAAAGUUACGAGACAACACCACGGUGCCUGCAGCUCGCUGUGGUUUUACCAGUGGGUACUGCUGGGAGACCCUGAAUCGUGCUUAAGAGGUGUGAAGACCCACCACCCCUGCGUGAGACCCAGCAGGUGACAUACUCACCUCACCUGCAGAGAAGAAAGCCGAGGAAAAAGGCGCCUGCUUUUUUGAAGCUGCUUAAUUGCAGCUUCUUGUUUUGCUGCCUGCCACAUGCAGCCGGAGUGAGAGAAGCAGCGGCUGCGUGCUGAGGACGCCCCUGAAGAAAGGGAGGCGCGAAGCCAGCUGCACUGCUGGGGUAAGUCUGUUCCUGCUUCCUGGGUUUCCCCCUUCAUUACAGGCUGACGGCUGGGGGGAGGCAGAGGAAGCGGAGUGGAGUGAGCUGGAAUGCGUAUGGAUUGUUUGAGGGCAUGUUAACCAUAUGAAAUCCCUGCUGGAUUGACUCUGAGCCAGCUGAUAAUCACUGUCUAAUCUCUCUGCUGGCAGAUUCGGCCCGGAUUACAAGGGCGUGUGUCUCUGUGUCAGGCUGCGUAUGACAUGUGUUUGUGCUGAGGGUCUCGGGGUGCGUGUCAGAGAAACGCACCAAAAAGGGUUUUGACUGCAGUGAUUGACUGCCGGAGAGAAAUUUGGGCAAGUAUGCUUCUGUCACCCACAUGGUGCUGUAUCUGCGGUCGCAUGCCAGGCUGUGAGGUCUGCAGCCAGGGGGGCGUAGGUUUCGUUGCGUGUCACGUUUCACCAGAGUGAGUCUGUAUACAACUAGGAUACAGCAACGCCUUGUUAAUUUGAACAGGUUUUAUCCAGAUGUGCAAAGUCAGAAGUACAGUUGGUAAACGGUGCCAGGCACGCUCUAUGCACUUGUAGUUCCAGCAGAACUAUGGGGUCUGGGUGUUAAGAAACUGUUCAUAUUAAUAAGGCUCCACAAGACACAUUUAUACUGGUAUAAGAGGCCUUAUAUUGGGCUACAGUUUUCUCUGCUGUGUAUUGCACAAGCAGUAGUGCUGUUGCAGGAGCCCAGUGGGCACAGGAGAGUAGGGGACAGGUGCAAAGGAAGCGCAGCUACUCUUGUACUCAGCAGUCUGUUAGAAGUCAAAGGAGAAAAUGUGCUUUUCUCUAUACUGGGAGGAGAUGAAACUGGAAGGAAGCUGGUCCUGUGUAUUUGCUAACAGACAGAACUAGGGCAGAUAACACAAGCUGUUGAAAGUAACCGCAGUAAAGUGUUUUCUAGGUGAACUUCCAAAUGCCAUUAAGAAGAUCUCCCUGCUAAAGGAAAGAAGGGAAGAGGAGGAGCAUCAUAUUAUAUAUGAAACUUGUGAUGGCUUCAGUUUGGCAGAAAACUCAGCAAUUCUACAACUGGAUCAUUGAAAAUGGAGAUCCAAGGACAGAUCCGUGGCCUCUGGUCUACUCUCCACUUCCAGUCACACUUCUCUUUGCCUUCUACCUCUUUGUUGUGGCUCUGGGGCCCUUCUGCAUGCGUCAGCGGAAGCCACUGAAGCUGCGAGGCCUGCUGAUUGCCUACAAUCUAGCCAUGAUGACAUUAUCAAGCUACAUGUUUUACGAGUUUCUGGUAACUUCAAUCUUGGACGACUACAGCUACCUGUGCCAGCCAGUGGAUUACAGCCGAAGUGAACUAGGAAUGAGGCAGAUGGCAAGAGUGUGUUGGUGGUUCUUCUUCUCCAAAGUCAUCGAGCUGCUUGAUACGGUUUUCUUUAUUCUGCGCAAGAAACAAGAACAGGUGACUUUUCUGCAUGUGUACCAUCAUGGCACGAUGCUGUUCAACUGGUGGUCAGGGGUCAAAUAUGUGCCUGGAGGACAAGCCUUCUUUAUUGGGAUGCUAAACUCCUUUGUACACAUCUUCAUGUACGGCUAUUAUGCCCUGGCCAGCCUGGGACCACAAAUGCACCGUUACCUAUGGUGGAAGCGUUACCUAACCAUCAUGCAGCUGUGCCAGUUUGUAGCCAUUGCUGCUCAUUCUUCCUACAACCUCUUCACAGAAUGCCCAUUCCCUGAUGGCUUCAACAUUGCAGUCUUCCUCUACAUUCUCAGCCUCAUUGUUCUCUUCCUACACUUCUACUAUCGGACCUACAUUAGGGGAAAGCAGGAGAAGCUAACUUAAAGAAAAUCAAAGAGGAGAGUGAGCGCAGUCCAAUGAACCUGCACAUUCACUGCUGCAUCUAACAUGACUGCAUGAGGAAAAUAUAUUUGGGGAGUGCGUGCAAGGCUUUUGUGUGCAGACUCGCGGUUGCCUUCAAAUAUCUUAAGUUAGGAAGAAAAAAGGAAUGACAUAAACUCAGGGACUAAGGUAUUGAGGAGUACACUUAAUUGAAACUGAUGCAAAGCCAAGCCAAGUAGUCAUCAACAUAGCAGCCUUCAUGAAAUUAGCACCAGAAGAUCUCCUCCUUUCCUUCUGUCUGUUAGUUCAGUUCACAAGGUCUACCAUUCAGCCAUGACUCCUUGUCUCAUUUCUUAGGCUAUAAAGGAUUUUUUUGCAUUUCUAAGACUCUAUCAGUUUACUGUUCUAGAUCAGGCAGGGUCAGGUGCCUCCAGCCUGAAAGCAGCGUCCAAGUAACAACAGCAGCCAGGAACUCACUGGAACUGCAGGAUGCACUCACCUGUACGCUGCAUCCCAGCCUUUCCUAUUGAGAAAGCUCCCACUAGGACUGGGGUGAAUUACAGAUAUAUGGCCCUGAUGGUUUGACUGUAUAUUAACAUAAGCAGGAAGGAAACUGGACAUUACAUCCAACUGGACAGAUGCCUCUGUUCCUUCACCAUUCUGAAACUAAAGAAGGCAUUAUUAGCACUUUCAUUGUAAGAAAUAAACUAAUGCAUGAUUCCAUCACGUAUCACUUUCUGGAAUGCUUGUUUGCCUUUAGUUGUGCUCCUAACAAUAGAGACCGUUUAAUGCAUGAAGACUACUUGGCAUUCCUCCUUAGAGAUGCUGUAUUUUUUUAAUAAAAAGAAUAGAUUGAGAUUGCCUAUUAAUACCUUUUUCCCUCAGAGUUGUUGUUGUUGUUUAUUAUUAUUGUCAUAAUUUUAAAAUUUUGCUUCUCAUCAAAGAUAAAAAGUCUUACAUCACUAUAAGCAACCAUGUCCGCUACCAAUGUGUACGAGUAUUAAUACAAUAUGUAUAAAGUCAAUUCACUGGCUAGUGCAAAGAUACAUAGCUCCAUUGACUUUAUCAUGUCCCUUAUUGGCUCCUUUUUUGCUUCUAAAUUGACUGCAACUAGAAUUUGCCACUUACAUUCAUCUGCAGACAGUAAAAUACUGUUAAAGUCCUGACCUGGUAGUGCUUUGAAAAUGCUAAAUUCCGAUUUUAAACUACAAUGUGAUAUUUAUUGACUGCACUCUACUUUUGUUGAUUAAAACUAGUAUUAUGGAGCAGUGAUUUUUUUCACAGUUGAAACACAAAGCUCUUGAAGGAGAAUAUUAGAAUUAGUAAUUUGGAUGCAUUGCCAUUGCCAAGCCAAAUUCACCUCAAAAGUAUGAAAGUCUAGCUCCUCUGGGAAUGUUCAGAUGCUACUCUGAACCUAGCAAAUGGGCGUGCACAAAAGAAAAAUUGUGUGCUCUACCCCAAUCUGGAAUUUAGUGGCUAUGCAAAAGAAAUGCAACUUGUUCAUCAUCGGUCUGUAUUCACCUUUCCUUUCACCUUGCCAAGCCUUUCCUUUAGCUACUGCACGCACAUGUAUAAGAUAAAACAGUAUUCUUCCAUUCCUUGCCCUCCUGCCCUUCACACACAUACGCAAAGGAUUCGUUUACAUUACCACAGUGAUACAUCAUAGAUAUAAUUUCAUUGAUUUGAAUAGUCUUUCUUCUGAUUUUCACUGGUGAGUAUGGAAGAAAAUCCUGCUGUGUAUCUAACAUACUGUAUUCUUGUUGAGGGCUUCCCCAGAGACCUCUCCAGUACUGAAGAUUUAGUGCAAGUAAAGCUGUUUCAUUACUCCUAUGCGCUUAAUGAUUCACUUUUGGUCCCCUAGUUUCAUAGUAGAGUGUACCUUCCUGCAGCUGGAUAAUUUAUCUGUGCUUAUAAAGAAAUCUAAUUAAUUUAACUCUUUUUUCCUAUAUGUGAGGGGAUCAUGAGUACGUGUCAACCUUAGUUUCCCUUCACAUAAGCUUUUUCAGAUUGUAGUUACUAAUUUCAAGGGCUUCACUAAUAAUUUUAUACCAGAGUAAGCAUCACAUAUUUUGAUUUUCCUUGAUUCAUUCAUAGUUCAUGACUGCUUAAAAAUUAGAAAUGAGCAGGAAAUUUGGAUGUGAUUAGUCAAUAUUUUUUGCAAAUCCACUCCUUUUUAAAAAAUAUAAAUUUGUAAACACAUCAUUUAGCUUUUUCUUAAGCAGCCUGUGAAGCUCAAUUUGCGUCCGUGUAUAACUGAGCUUCCUGCAAUGGAUUCUGGACUGUGACUGGCCACAGAGCUGGUAACAAAAUACAAAAGUAUGAAUUUGCUACCUAACAACUUGAAGUAAGUGACUGAUCCCCUAAAUCACGUGCCAGUGUAACUAUUUGUCCUAGACAUGCAACCUUUGAUCUAUCUGUUCCACUCACAGCCUGAGUGAGUGGCCUGAUCUUGCACUUUUGAACCAGUAAGAGCUUUUUGUCAGUGUGACUUCAAUGGCCAUAGGAUGAAAAUGAAGUAUUUGCAGUUGGGUGAUAAGAGGGGAUCAAGUUUGCCCAGGAAGACCAUGCUUUGCAUACCUAAAUAUUGGUAUGGAGUACAGCCAUUACAAAAAGAAUCAAUGCAAACAAAAUUCACUUGUGUGAGUACUUGCACUAGCAGUGAAGAUUAAAUUGCAUAGUAUAGCUGAGUGGCUCUGCAGGUCUUGAUUCUUUCCUCCUUUUGAUUGCGCUCACUUGUCUUCAUUCUUCUGUUUUACACUGGGAUAUCACAGUUGGCAUUGUCCACUUGGGGCAUCCUGUUGUGACAAGAGCAAAAAGCCAAGAGUAGAGGUACAUGUUCCUGGAGUUUAAAAGAGAAUAAAGGCACAGAAUGAGAUUUUCCCUUUAAAAUCAAGUCCCUAGAGUUAAAGAUUACAGCACAAUAAAGCACUGUAAGUCAAAAAGGCUGGGAAUUACAAAUGGCAAGUUUGGAUGAUUCAUGCUAUCUGGCAGAGUCCAAAGCUUUGCGGGUGAAUUGAAAAUACCCUGUCACAGCUGGAUUUAUAAAAACCUCUGGGCCAAAUGCUGAUUCCACCAAUAUCAAUGAGAAAGCCCGCAGAUUUCACUGGAAACAAGAUAGCACAGCUGUGUGAAAAACAAUGCACUCCGCUACAGGGCCUGGUUUGCGUGUGAGCAGACUGGAGUGUUUUUCAAGCUUAAUAGAUGACUUUUAAGGGCACGGUUGUGGGCAAGUUUCCCCCUUAUAAAAUGUGGGUCAUUAUAUGUUCUUGGAGUAGUUUAUAUUCACAAGAUGUAAAGCAUAAUGCAAGUAGUCUGUUUAAAUGAAUAAGCCUGAUAUCUGGUAGUGCUCAGCAUCUUUUCUGCUGUUCAAGUCAAUGUAAAUUAUGGAUGUUCUGAUCAAAUUACUUUUGAAUUAACCAGACCAUUUACUCAAUGCUUACUUUCUCUCUGAAGAUAAAUGAGAGGGAUUCUCAUUUUAAUCAAAACAAAAUACAGAAAAGAAAAUCAAUUACUAUUUAAUGUUUUUUCCAUCAGUGUAUGAUGGAAAGUUUCCAGAGGAACUUGGGUUUAAAAUGGCAAAAUAAUAUAAAAUGCAGGAACGUGGUUGGGGUUUAACUAUCGGAUUUUUAUUAUGUACUAUCAGAAAUUAUGACAGUGUGUGUGGUUUUUCAAAAAAAGCAGAAGAAUUACUCUAAACAACUAAUUAAGCAAAACCAGAAUGCAGUAGAUUGCUUGUACAAUAAAUAAAAAUCUGUUGAUACAGAUGUAAAACACCUCCAAGCCAAACAUAAAAAAAGAUCAGCCGACUCUAUAUAUAGAACAGUGUGAAUUUGCUGAAUUCAUUAAUGAAUAACUUCAUGGAUUAGGCCUUGAUAGAUGGAGUGCUCACAUCCAGAUGUUUACUGUGAUUUGUCAAUGGCCUUGUACUUAAUCCUCCCGAACAGGAAAUAAGAGUCUUUUCUCUGGGGUCUCCCUUGGGGACUGUGGCAGUCUCUCGCUGGCCUGAAUCAUCUCAACAUAGGAUCAGGCUGCUGGGGAAUUAACCAAGUGGAGGAGGCACAGAUUUGCCUUUAACCCCUUCGGUUUCUUCUCAGCCUCAGAUGGCUUCCUUGCCAUCUGCCAUGAUGGGAAUGUUAUUUAGUCAUGGUGAAUUAAAAAAGGAGUCACCCAUGUCGUCCCGUGAGGCAUAUUUGUGGGGUCCCUGUCCCCACAAAAUGUGUCAAAGCAGGCACGUCUAGUCCCACCGCCACUGAUGGGGAGGGCUGAGGGCAGAUCAAGCCUCUAGAUGCUGGUGCAUGCCUCUUCACAUCUCAGCAUCAUAUUUUUUAUUUUGGUGAAGCUGCAGCGCCACAGCCACUGCCAGUGAUAAGGGAUGGCCCAAGAGGGAGUAUUUGUGAAAAGACUGGAUAUCCCCAAGGUGUCCUUAGUCAGGUAUGCCAGAGGGUGUGUAGUGUGUGUGUGUGUGUGUAGGUAGAUGAACGCAGCCUCUGCAGACCACCUCUAUUUCUCAUUUCUCAACAUGUGAGACACCCACAUGGGAUGGGUUACUCAUUUUGCUGUGUGCAAGUGUCCCACUGAAUGAGAGCUCCCAGCAGCCACACCACUGCCGCUCCUGCUAUGUAAUGAUGUGUAUUUGGUGCUGCUCAUGAGCCCAUGAUGGCUUGGAUCAGCCAGUUGUAUCUGUCCCAGCACCCAAGAGCAGGGGCAGGUGAGAGAAAAGCUGAAGAUGCAGCAGGGCUUUGGGUGGCAGUUACAGAAGUCUCAUACCUGGUGCACAUGAUUACACUGGUCUGAGCACGGGCAUGUAUUAUUCAUGUCUCCUGCAUGACGGCUGCACAGGGCAAAAGGAUAUGAUCCUUCUUUUCUCCCCAUGCAAGAGUUGGUAACGUAGCAUUGGGGAUGCAGCCUGCCUUUAGGCGAAGGCAGAUAAUCUCUAGCUUGGACAGUGUUUCUUCUUCUGCAAUGCCUGUAUGAACCUCUCAUAGGCGCUAGGUGGUAAAGUAGGGAAUCUUAAAAGAUUCACCGUUGGGCAGCCCCUUGAUGCUGCCUAACCAGGAGAGUCCCAUUUAUUAGCCGCCUGUCCUGCCUCAGGAGAAAACCUGCAAAUGAGUCUGCAGGAUAAGCCACUAAUGGUGCUGUGUGGACAAGGUGGAGGGGGGGAAAGCAACACCCCAGUCACAGAGGAUGACAAAAGGCAUUAUAACUGGAUUAGAAGAACUGAGUGUCAGUGGGAACUGGAGAGAAUGGCAAGUUUUGGUGUGGAUGUGCUGGAAUGUAAGGGACUGAUUGCGUGUGUGCAUGUGCUCAGGGCAGAAAAUACUUCUUGCUAAAACACAAGUAGGGGGAGAAAUAAAUUCUUUGUCAAAGUAUGCCUGGUUAAAAUAUUAGUAGGCUAUUUCUUCAGCACUUGAUACGUCCUGCUAUUCUCCAUGUUAUAUUUUCUCUCCAGGACCUUCACUUUCUUCGGUAGGACUGCUCUUCAAGAAACUGUUCAGUGUCUUUUCAUCACAUUCAAAAAAUAAGGGAUGCUAAAUAAGAAUUGCCAUUUGAAAUUCCCUGCUUGGAGUACAUAGAUGUUUCUUCCCCUUUAACAUCAUCCUUCCACUUUCUCUUCAUCCCUUCUUCCCCUCUUCCUUUGUAUGCAAAUAUACAGAUACCAUACUAGAUUCUCAGAACUGUUAAAGCUGCAAAGAAAGUAGUUAUAUUCUACUCAAACACUAUAGAGAGCAGCGAUAUUUUCCUGCUAUAUCAAUUAAUAAUGUACAAUUUCUUCAUAGGGUUUUCAGUGAGGCUUUCAGCAAGGUGAAUGGGGGCAAGUCUGUCUUUUUCUCCAUACUUUAGCAUUAUCCCAUCUGCCUGCAAAUUGAGGACGCGAACACGCAACAUUUGGAAGGGCUAGAAACUUGGGUUUAAUCAAGGGCGAAUUUAAAAUCAGUGUAAUCACUCCCGGGCGUCAGAGAAGUGCUGCUCCCCGUUGUUGAUGAAGGAACGGCAGAAUGGGUAAAACCGUUUGAGAGGCAGCAAGUUUAGCAGCCCUCUGUGCACUUUCUUCUACCCUGUACGGUGUCCAUCAGCCUCCCUGGGCUGUGUCCCCAGAGGCUGUCUGCCACAGUCCUGAGGACGCCUACUGCAUAGCAGAAUUCUUGAAAGCGACUCGAGGAGUGGGAAUUGAAGUGUAGGAAGAGGGUUGAGAAUGGAUGGGGUGAAUUUUGUGAAAGAGGGGGGGGAGAUCUAUGAUGGUUAGCAUGUAAAUGUCCAUCUAGAGGGCUGGGGUUUGUUCUUGGGGCCUGUGGGGACUUGUCUAAUGCAAUGACAGGUCACAUAAAUGCAGGGUGAUUGCAAGCAAAGGCAAAAUGUAACCCUUGCGGGAGGAAGUCCCUGGAAGGGGGUUUUGCAGGUGCGGACAAGGGUGUAUAUGUUCAAACACAUGCAGAAACAGCAGACUGAAACAAAAAAGUACAGAGGUGAGGGAGCAGGCACAGAUGCUGGCAAGUCACCUGUUUUGUGUUGUGUUACUGGUUAUAUUCGUAUGCAGAUGAAAGCACAGAUGAGCGUCUGUGGAUGCCUGCCACUAGCCCUGUGGAAGGGACAUACUCGCUGAGCAGACUCCAAAGGUGUUUGUUGUGAUAGCCAGGUGCCACGGUUCCUGCCAUGCAAGUUAUUAAUUUUGACUGGCGUUGCCUCCGGGAGAUCUAUAUGAACUUGUCUAGGGAUGUUUCCCCUUGAAAUAAAUGAUUAUUCCUGAGGCAAGGUUUGGAGGGAGAAUAUCUUGCAUUAGAGGAGCUGACAGAGCUGGAAAACCAGAAUAAUUUUCCAGUUGUAAUCGUCUGGUUAUAAUCCCUGACGUGCAUGGGUAACAGAUCAGCCGUUACUUGUUGGGGUGCACAGGUGUGUAUGUAUUUAUUUCAGUGUUUGCUAGUCCCAAAGGGUAUUAUGCUACAUUUUGCAGGUUUGAUACAUUAUUCCAUUAAAUAACUAUAAAUCAAAGGGCAAUUAUUUUCAAAGGGCUCCUUUAGGAAACUUACCUGUAAUUUUGCUUCUAGCAAUUACUUGUGUGAGUAGAGUGGUCCUUUACUUCACCGGCACAGUGGUAAAACAGGUCAGUGAUUCUGUGCUCAGUUCUCAGAGAUAAAUUAUUGAAUACGACCAUGUCAUGGGCAAAUCAUCACUUACAGUAACCAUUUAAUAUGUUUUUUUUUAUUUUGGCACUGUUUUUAAUAUCUUUGGGCAUAUUUCAUACACAGAGAUAAUAUUUUAAAUUAAGUGAAGCUAGGUAAACUAUUCGAUGGAGCUAUGAGUACUACCACAAGGAUAUAGUAAAAAUGUCACUGCAGUGAAGCCAACUGGAAGGCAAAAUGGUUUUUCACUUACUUUAGUAUUUUCUAUACUUGAUUUUGUUAGAAACCCAGAAACUCCGCAAGAGUGGACUGGUAUAUAUAUGUAUAGGUUUUAAUCCUACAGUAUUUGUAUACGUUUAGGAUAUUCCCCUGUGGACCUUGAAUAGAAUAGAUGAGUUCAUGGUUUGAAUAUAGAAAAUAAGAUCUUAGCAUUGAUUGUAUUACUGAGCUGUAAUUGAAGUAAUUGUGUAAAGCUGCUUCAAUUCCUUUUC